Molecule: messenger RNA, 2074 nt
Organism: Magallana angulata
Lineage: Eukaryota; Metazoa; Mollusca; Bivalvia; Ostreida; Ostreidae
Exons: 6
Coding region: 220-771 (183 amino acids)
Biological process (GO): signal transduction
Molecular function (GO): protein binding
Source: RefSeq, a predicted model, not a curated record
UCUGUUUCAGUUGAUGGAAUCUGGAAUCAGGAAAAAAGCUUCUGUUUCCCUUUUAGUUUGGUGGGUAAGGAGACGAAUUCAUAUUCAUUUGAGUAGUGUAGAAGCAAUUCUUAUCAACCUCUCAUAGAAAGAGAAAAGACCAACCCAUCUUGUAUUGUUUGAUGUCAGGAAAGGAAUAAAGAUUAUCUUGUUGGUGAAUCCUAAAAAUUACCAGGCUUUAUGGAUCGGGAUGCGAUGAAUCAGUCGGAGAUUGAGACUGAUGCAAGACCAGGGUCAUCCGAAUCAGAGAGGAAGUCCACUGGUAGCACUAAUGACCCAACAAGAACCAUAGAAUAUAUACACAAAGGUGGUGGACGAACUACACUACACCUGGGUCCAAAUUCUAGUGAGAAACUUCCAAACAUACAAAUAGGAGACCAGAAUAUCAUGAUGGUAGGGGGCACGGGGGCGUGUUCACGGAGGAAGAGUAAAAAUAAUAAAAAACCAAAAAAGAACAUUGAAGCACCUGACCGACCAAUCACAGAUGCAGAGUGUGACACGAUAUCUGAAAAUUUGGGACGCGAUUACAAAAAAUUCAGUCGUAAAAUGGGUUUUAAAGAGGUUCAAAUCGAACAGAUUGAAAUGGACUAUAGAGAUGAAGGACACUAUGAAAUUACUUAUCAGCUGCUGAGAAAACUAAGAAACUUGGGCAAGGACAAACUACAAGACGUUGUAGAUACUUUACAGAUGAUAGAAAGAGAGGACAUUUUGGAAGAGCUAAACAUCAUAUAGGUUAAUUAGUUUGUCUGCAGACAUCAGGACUGGUAAAUAGAUUCACAACAAUGGUCAUUUGAUGGAACCUCAAUACAUUUAUAGUUCAUGCUGGUUAAUAGAUAUCAAUAAUGAGCAGAUGAGUUUAGGCUGUUGGAUCAGAUUUGAUGAGAUGUUAUGAAUUGCAUGUUGUGAAGAUAACUGAAAUUAUUUCUAUCAAUAAAUUAAAUACUGAUUUCACUCUUCAAUCAUAUAAAACAUAUAAAAUAGUUCUUAUCAUUAGGAAGCCAUCAUAAAUACAAAUAUACAUGUAUGUGUAAUAGGGAAAGAGCAGACAAUAUUUCAGCACCAUUUGGGUAAAACAAUACAAUUUAAUACAUGUAUUACAAAAGUUUUUUUAAUGAAAUUCUUUAUGUAAUUAGUUGAAAAAAGUGUAAAGCAUUUAGUUCUGGACUUGUACAACCAAGAAUCUACCUUUGUUUAUUUUCUAACACCAGGCCACUUGACUGCCUGUAGUAGUAUGUUUCCAUUUUUGAAGCAUAUUCAGAUGUACUCCAGUGAUAAAAAAAAUGAAAUUCAGAACAAGUUUUUUUUUUUAAGGACUUUUAAGGACUUUGAUUAAACUAUAGUCAAUCAAUGGUACUGACCAUCUCUCAACCUUACAUCAAAUAUGGUUACCGGUACUCAUUUCAACUCGGGUCCUGUUACUUUGAAUUACAUAAACAAUGCUUUUGUAAGAGUAUUCGACAUCAGUAAAUUUUUAUGCAUUGGACAAAAAAAUAUCAGCUUAUAAUGAUCUUUGACUUUUAUAUGGAUAAGUCUUUAAUACGUAGUGUUGACAAUUUAACAGUAUAUUAAAGUUUGCAGUGUGAAGUUCUCUAAUAUUUAAUUCAAAAUCGAUGGCAAAAAUAAUAAUGAUGAUAAUACAUGUACAUACAUGUGUAUACCGAUAAUAAAUAUAAAUGUCUUGAUACAGUAUGUGAUUUACUACAAUUUCUACAAUAAUCAUUAAUGUAGCCCUCUCCCAAUUUUAUUUUUUUUUUUUGGGGGGGGGGGGGUGUCAGAAUUUAAGAAAAAUUAAAGAGGGCAAUUUGUUAUUGCAGCUCGUAUGUAAUGAAUUUAACUUUUGACAGUUUAUCAUAUAAGUUUUAACUUGACUUCAUUCAUUGUCAAGACUCAUAUGUGCAUGUAUAUAUGCACUUGUAAAAUUUAGCUUGUGUAAAAAUAAAUUUUUAUUACGAUGUAUAAAUUUAUGCCAUUCUUUGAAUUUUUGUACAUAUGUCCUGUUAUAAAAGGUAACUGAUAAAGAUAUGCUGAUAUGCCU